This is a messenger RNA of Cyprinodon variegatus (sheepshead minnow), 989 nucleotides long. Its product is annotated as SH2 domain-containing protein 4A-like. Lineage: Eukaryota; Metazoa; Chordata; Actinopteri; Cyprinodontiformes; Cyprinodontidae. Bases 312 to 974 code for a protein of 220 amino acids. Gene Ontology annotation, cellular component: cytoplasm. The transcript is spliced from 5 exons. The record is from RefSeq and is a predicted model, not a curated record.
CUGAGUACAAAUGCAGCGUUUCAGAAACACACUCAGACACAGAGGCGUGCUCUUUCACGUCACACACACUCAUCAAUCCAAGCAACCAGGACUUAGGGAGAUGCCGGCUGGCAGACACUGACAGCAACAACACCAAUCCGGAUCCUGCGGACUUCCCACCUCAAGUGCAGUAAAAACAAUUCACCGGAGAGACCAUAUUGACCUCCCUCUGCUGUCGAGAGAGCACCUGAUCCCUUCAGGGCAAAACAGGGAACCGACUCUGCUGGAAACACUGCUACAACAGGCCCCAAGCGUAGAGAGAGAGAGACAAGAUGCUGGCUCAAAUCCUUGAACAGAUGUGGGUGGACCCCGAAGUGCUGGAGGCCCUCAGCGAGGAGCAAAAACGAAUUCUCUUUCUGAAGAUGAGAGAAGAGCAGGUACGUCGCUGGAGAGCACGAGAGGAGAAGGAAGAGAGAGAAGGAAGGAGCAACAGGAACACAAGGCCUAAGAAAGCUUCCAGUAAACAAGUGAGCUGGCUCCUUAGUCGGGAUGGUGAAGUGAGCGUGGUUGUGAUUGGGGAGGUGGAUGAAUUUAGAUCCUCCAAAGUCCUACAGAACCACAUGAACAACAGACUAACUGAUGGUACGAAGUGCAACCAGACGGUGGACCUGCUGCCAGGAAGUGAUGCCCAGCAGCACAGCAUCAAAGGCGAAGCCAGGCUCCCUCCAACAGAUGUUAAUGAGGAUCCAAGUUCCCCGAACAACCAGUCAUCUGAGGAGGACUGCAGCACUGAUGAGGACCCAAAGGACUCAGCUGAAGACAGUUGCAGUGAAUCAGGCGGCAGCUCGGAGAACGUUAGCAAGCUCAAUCUCGCCUACAGGCCUCAUUUUCAGAGAGAAAGCAAGCUGCAGAUAAAAAGCAGGCAGACAGACCUAGAGAAAGACCCCCAACAGGACAAAGGUGAGAGAAUCAAAGGAUUCCAGUCUGUGGGAUGAAAUUAGGAUACCUCA